Molecule: messenger RNA, 1249 nt
Organism: Arabidopsis lyrata subsp. lyrata
Lineage: Eukaryota; Viridiplantae; Streptophyta; Magnoliopsida; Brassicales; Brassicaceae
Product: 2-oxoglutarate-Fe(II) type oxidoreductase
Exons: 12
Coding region: 88-1074 (328 amino acids)
Source: RefSeq, a predicted model, not a curated record
AUAAUAUAUGAAAUUUAUGGCAGUAGAAUCUUGGAAAAGGCCAUUCUCCUUCUUAUCCUGAAAGAGUCAACAUAGAAAAUUAGAGAGAUGGAAAACAAAACUCAAGAGGAAGCUUCGACCAUCAAUGUUUCAUCUCUUACUUGCAUAGAUCUCGCCAACACCAAUCUUCAUCAAUCAGCUGAUGCGCUUAAGCAGGCAUGUCUAGAUUGUGGAUUUUUCUAUGUCACAAAUCAUGGUAUUAGUGAGGAGUUAAAGGACGAGGCUUUCGAGCAAAGCAAGAAGUUCUUUGCUCUUCCUUUGGACGAGAAAAUGAAAGUCUUGAAAAACGAAAAGCAUCAAGGCUAUUCACCCGUCCUUAGUCAAAUCUCUGAUAACCAAAUCCAUGGGGAUUACAAAGAAAGUUUUUUCAUUGGAAUCGAAAGCUCCAACGAUACACCAUUCUGUCGCGCUAACAUUUGGCCUAACCCUGCAGAUGUUUUGCCGGGAUGGCAGGCGACCAUGGAGAAAUACCAUCAAGAAGCAUUGAGGGUUUGUAAGGCUAUUGCUAGAGUACUGGCAUUGGCGCUCGAUGUGGAUGGAGAUUACUUUGAUAAACCAGAAAUGCUGGGAAAUCCCCUCGCAUUUAUGCGCUUGCUUCACUAUGAAGGGAUGUCUGAUCCCUCAAAAGGAAUAUAUGGAUGCGGCCCACAUUCUGAUUUCGGAAUGAUGACUCUCUUAGCAACCGAUAGUGUAAUGGGGCUCCAGAUAUGCAAGGAUAGAGACGUGAAGCCUCGGAAGUGGGAAUAUAUACCAUCGAUUAAAGGCGCAUAUAUUGUGAAUAUUGGUGACUUGCUGGAGCGUUGGAGCAACGGCAUUUUUAAAUCCGCAUUGCAUCGGGUACUUGGGAAUGGUCAAGACCGAUAUUCCAUUGCAUUUUUUCUGCAACCGAGUCACGACUGUAUAGUAGAAUGUCUUCCUACCUGCCAGUCAGAAAACAACCCUCCCAAAUAUCCAGCUAUCAAAUGUUCAACGUACCUCACCCAACGUUACCAGGAUUCACAAGUGGAUUUGAGCAUCGACAAAAAACAGACCUAAGUGAAAGUCUUUUUUGGAAUUUUUUAGAAAGGUCCAAUCCCUUCCCACUAUAUAUGAAUGCUUUGGUGUUCUAGUUGGGCUCGUUGUUAAGCGUCUUGUUAUGAGGUUGCUCAUCAAGCUCUCUAUACCUUUUUAAUGGGAACCUAUUGGAUUAAUUAGAAGCAUCUAUUAAAUC